Notolabrus celidotus (New Zealand spotty) is the source of this 964-nucleotide messenger RNA. RefSeq names its product elastase 2 (gene ela2). The coding region runs from base 95 to 895 and encodes 266 amino acids. The transcript is spliced from 8 exons. Gene Ontology annotation, molecular function: serine-type endopeptidase activity. The record is from RefSeq and is a predicted model, not a curated record. Gene Ontology annotation, biological process: proteolysis. NCBI's taxonomy places the organism in Eukaryota, Metazoa, Chordata, Actinopteri, Labriformes, Labridae.
UCUGAGGCAAAAGUUAAGUAACACAUUUCAGGUGUGUUAAAGCAGUAUAUAAGGAGGAGCAUGUCCCCCUGAACCUCUACUGAAGACAGUCACAAUGAUGUUCGUGAUCUUGGCUUUGUUUGUCGCUGGCGCCUACGGGUGCGGCGAGCCCUCCUUCCCUCCCGUCCUCAGCAGGGUGGUUGGUGGAGAGGAUGUCCGUGAGCACAGCUGGCCCUGGCAGGUGUCUCUGCAGUACAAGAGUGGCAGCAACUUCUACCACACCUGUGGUGGAACCCUGAUCUCCAACCAGUGGGUCCUCACAGCUGCUCACUGCAUCGGCAGUCGCACCUACAGAAUGUACCUGGGCAAACACAACCUGAAGAACAACAAUGAGGCCGGCUCCAUCGCCCCUGGUCCCGCCAAGAUUGUUGUCCACGAGAACUGGGACUCCUACAGAAUCCGUAACGACAUUGCUCUGAUCAAACUGGCAACUCCCGUUACCUUCUCUGACUCCAUCAUGGCUGCCUGUCUUCCCAACUCUGGAGAAACUCUGCCUCACGAUGCUCCCUGCUACGUCACCGGCUGGGGUCGUCUCUGGACCGGAGGUCCCAUUGCUGACAACCUGCAGCAGGCCCUCCUCCCCGUGGUUUCCCACUCCGUUUGCAGCAAAUAUGACUGGUGGGGCAGCCUGGUCACCACCAACAUGGUCUGUGCUGGAGGAGAUGGAGAGCUGGCUAGCUGCAAUGGUGACUCUGGUGGUCCCCUGAACUGUCAGAAUCCUGAUGGCAGCUGGGACGUCCAUGGUGUGGUCAGCUUCGGCUCUAGCAUGGGCUGCAACUACCCCAAGAAGCCAUCUGUCUUCACCAAGGUCAGCGCCUACAUCUCCUGGAUCAACAACGUGAUGACCAGCAACUAAGGUGUGGAGAGGUUAGAGUUGGUGCAUGUUUUGCACUAGAACAUCAAAUAAAAAAUGUAAUCGAUCAUA